Molecule: messenger RNA, 1050 nt
Organism: Corylus avellana
Lineage: Eukaryota; Viridiplantae; Streptophyta; Magnoliopsida; Fagales; Betulaceae
Source: RefSeq, a predicted model, not a curated record
GAGACUUCAUUCACUGCAUACUCGGUGAAAUAACAUAAAGAUGGGGAGCCUCUUAUUCCUACUAAACUUGGUCACUUUGCUCGCAACCUCCCUUGCUUUACCCUACUGCCCUCCUCCAGAAUACCCACCCAAACAACCUCCCCCUCAUCCUUUGCCACCCCACGUUAAUCCACAGAAACCGCCUGUCAAGCCACCCCAUCCGCCUCAUGUUUCUCCACCCAACCCACCAAUUGUGAAGCCUCUUCCCGAUGUACACCCACCACAUCAUGUGCCCAGCCCACCAAUUGUUAAUACUCCAUCUUUUAAAUACCCACCAGAAUAUUUAGUCCCACCAUCUUAUGUGCCCAUCCCACCGGUUAUUACUCCGCCACUUCCACCAGUGGUGCCCGAACCGCCGCCAAAGCCGCCCAUCAAGCGACCCCACCCACCACUGCAUGUUCAGCCGCCGAGGCCGCCCGUCAAUCCGCCCCAUCCGCCUCAUGUUUCUCCACCCAAACCACCAAUUGUGAGGCCUCUCAUUGUAUACCCACCACCUCAUGUGCCCAACCCACUAGUGGUGCCUAAAUCACCACCAACACCAACACCUUCACCAUGUUGGUGGUGUACUACACCAGUAUCAGUGGUGCCUAAACGACCGCCGUCGCCACCAAAGCUACUACCACCAACACUAUGUCCAUGGUGUUAUACUCCAAUACCAGUGGUGCCUAAACCGCCGCCGCCACCACCAACACCUACACCGUUACACGUGUUGUCCGGUGCUGCAAGGACUGGUGGACUUGGACGCAGCAGUCUGCCUUUGCACCACCAUUAAGGCUAAGCUUCCGAAUAUCAACAUAAUCAUCCCGAUUUUCCUUCAGGUCCUCGUUGAUUGUGGCAAGACUCUGCUGGAAGGAUUCAAAUGUGCCACCUAGAAACUACAUAUCCGUUUUACUCUUUCUCAGUUAAUUAUUGCAUGCACUUGUUUUAGUACUUUUUUUUUAAUGAAUAAAAAAAGGUUUAUAAUAAUAAUGUAAUGGUAAUAUUGUUGUUUGCAGGAAGUACGUCACUUUG